Molecule: messenger RNA, 3153 nt
Organism: Cricetulus griseus (Chinese hamster)
Lineage: Eukaryota; Metazoa; Chordata; Mammalia; Rodentia; Cricetidae
Source: RefSeq, a predicted model, not a curated record
AUGAAGAAGUUCUUGACCAUCUUCAGUCAAAGACGGUCUUCUUCCGUCUCAUCCACCAGCCAGAGGCCUCGGUGUCGGCACAGGGCUACUAGACACCACUCCACCACACAGCCCCCAAAGUAUGAAGCUUACGGGAAGAUCCACAAGGCUGCAAGGUUGGGCGAUGUUGCCAGGGUUCAGUGUAGACUCGAGCUUGCGAAAAAUGGUGCUAAUGACCGAGACAGGAACAGCAGAACACCUUUACAUUAUGCCUGUGCACAUGGACAUCCUGAUGUAGUGACCCUCCUACUAGACUGGAAUUGUGACAUCGAUCUCUGUGACAGUUACAACAGCACGCCACUAAUUAAGGCUUCACAGUAUGAUCAUGAAGAAUGCAUGACAAUUUUAUUAGAACAUGGUGCCAAUCCAAAUGCUACUGACAACAGUGGGAGCACAGCUCUGCACUAUGCCGUUUUCAUAGAGAAUAUCUCAAUGACAACUAAGCUGCUGGAAUACAAUGCUGAUGCCAACAUAACGAACAAGGGUGGCGUUUCACCACUUAUCCUGGCUCAACUGGGAAGCAAUGAGAACCUGACAAAAUUGUUAGUAAGCCACAUAAAAAAGAUACAGGAAGUUGAUGAACCAGACAGGACGCCCAGCGGAUCCAACUCCUGUGGUUCCAGUUCACCAAAAGAAGCCGAAGAUAAGGUCACAGAAAAAACUGAGAAGCACAAUGUCAACAAGGUGGAUACAUCAGAAAACCUGAAUUUUGGUGCGGCAGCUUCAGCCCUACAAAUACAGGAUGAAAAAGCUGAAGACCAGCAGAUUACUGUUGAGAACCAAGUAAAUGAUGGGUCUGUGAUGGAAACUUUUGAAGCAAAGAAUAAGGUCAAAGAAAUAAGUAAUACAUUUGACCCUAAUAAAUUUGUGCUGCCAUAUGAGAGAAACUCAAAGGACUGUGAGAUGCUCAGUUUUGACAAGAUCUUGUCCCUCAUUGAACAGCUCAUGAGGGACAGCAAAGAUUCCCCCAGCCUCAUGAGGAUCUCGAGUGCACUUCAUUCAUAUAGGAAAUCACUGGAGCUUAAAACACAUGAUUUUGAACUACUUCAAGAAAGACAUAAAAAUUUAAAAAUUAAUCUCAGUGCCAUCCAGAAGAAGGUGUCAAAAACAGUCAAAGGAAAGUUAAAAGUAGAUACGGAGAACACUAAAUUGAAAGCAGAAAUGCACAAUCUGAGGCUUAAGCUUGAAAAUUCAGACUUACAAGCAACAACAAAAUAUCAAGCAGAGGAAACCGAACAGACUCAGGAAACCCAAAUAACAGAUGGGGUGGAUACUGGGGUGGACCAACUCACAACCCUGGUUCUGGGCCUGGUUACUUGCAGGUUUGUCAGCCUGACAGAUCUCCCUUUCCCCAUCACCAUGAUGAGCUCUCAUGUGUUGUCCUGCAAAGUUCAUUCUUGCAGUGAUGAGCAAGGGGCAGGGCCAGUUUACCUGCUUUCAAGUCCUCAGUGUCAGAUGUCCCAUGCCUCCACCUUCAGGAUCAGCUCAACUGUGUUGCCCAGGCUUAAGCUUGAAAAUUCAGACUUACAAGCAACAACAAAGCAUAAAGCAGAAGAAAAUGAACAGAUUCAGAAAACCCAAAAUGAAUUAAUUCAAUUAUUAGCACAUGGUUUGAAGAUUGGGAAGGGAAGAAAUAGUGAACUACAAAAAGAAAUAACUAGGCUUAAGCUUGAAAAUUCAGACUUACAAGCAACAACAAAGCAUCAAGCUGAGGAAAGUGAACAGAUUCAGACAACCCAAAAUGAAUUAAUUCGAACAUUGACCCAGGGUUUGGAGGAUGGGAACAAAAGAAAUACUGAACUAGAAAAAGAAAUAACUAGGCUUAAGCUUGAAAAUUCAGAUUUACGAGCAACAACAAAGCAUGAAGCAGAGGAAACUGAACAGAUUGGGAGAAUACAAAAUGAUUUAAUUCAGUCAUUGACGCAUAGCUUUGAGGAUGAGAAGAAAAGAAAUACUGAACUAGAAAAAGAAAUAAUUAGGCUUAAGCUUGAAAAUUCAGAUUUACGAGCAACAACAAAGCAUGAAGCAGAGGAAACUGAACAGAUUGGGAGAAUACAAAAUGAUUUAAUUCAGUCAUUGACGCAUAGCUUUGAGGAUGAGAAGAAAAGAAAUACUGAACUAGAAAAAGAAAUAAUUAGGCUUAAGCUUGAAAAUUCAGACUUACAAGCCACAACAAAACAUGAGGCAGAAGAAAUUGAACAGAAUCGGAGAACCCAAACUUCUGAAAUCACUACAUUGCUUAUCAGACAGAAUGCAUUGAUUCAGUUAUUGACCCAUAAUUUUGAGUACAGGAAGAGAACAAAUAGUGAACUAGAAAAAGAAGUAACCAGAUUUAAGAAGCAGUCAGAUGAAUGUGAAAAUGGAGAGCCUGCUGUUUUUAGUGCUUCAAGUACAAUUCACUGGGAAAAGGAAAAGAGGCAAGCUGUCCCUGACAAGUAUAAAGAGCAAGUAAUGAAAAUGAAACAAAGUAUCAAAGAUAUGCAAAAAGAGAUACUGGGAAUGAAAUCUCGGGAGCAUUCUACUAAAGUAUCCCUGGAAAUGUAUAAGCAAUUCUAUAUAGCGGAACUGAAUGCUAGAGAAGUACUGAAAGAGGAACAUGCCAAUCUUUCCAGUACUAAUAAGAGGCUACAGCAUGAAAACUCAAGGCUUGCCUUUGAGAUUACGAAGUACAGACAUGUAUACAACCAUGAGGACAGAGAUUCCGCCACAACAGGAAUUUCUGAUGGAAAUCUUCAGAAUGAUUUUUGGACUCUACAGAACAGAAACACAUGUUGGAAGCCAUUAUUUCCAAACGAAAGCCUAGAAUCACCUCUUGGAGGCAAAACUUGCUGGGGUAAUUUAAUGUGAUAACAAAGAUGAGAUUGCUGUCAAUCAAGCUGAUCCCAUCAGUAAACCAUUUGACAUUCAGUUGGAUAACCUCUGAGAAAACAUCUAUUCCACUCACAUUGAUCCAUUAAGUAGGCAACCUCAAGAUUCAGGACGUCUUUGUGGAGAUGCCACUGAAGCUGUGAAUUUAAGGGAAAUCAUUGCAAAAAAAAAAAAAAUGACCAUAAAAAAAAAAAUCCCCCAUUGAGUCAGGGGAAGAAUAGAAGAAAGGAUAUGUGAAAGGUAGGG